Talaromyces amestolkiae is the source of this 6012-nucleotide messenger RNA. RefSeq lists its product as uncharacterized. NCBI's taxonomy places the organism in Eukaryota, Fungi, Ascomycota, Eurotiomycetes, Eurotiales, Trichocomaceae. The transcript is spliced from 14 exons. Gene Ontology annotation, molecular function: oxidoreductase activity; protein binding. The record is from RefSeq and is a predicted model, not a curated record. Bases 1 to 6012 code for a protein of 2003 amino acids.
AUGGAGACACGCGUCCGAUACUUAGCCCGAAGCCCCAUUUUCGAGAUAGAGAAAGCCUUCAGCACAGAUUACCCCGUCGAUCACGUUGAAGGAGCGCGUCGAACGAAUCAUGAAGCGGACGACCGAAAAGUGACUGUAGCCGCGGUCGAAGAUCCAAGUCACUGGAAGUUAGAUGUGCAUGGAUUCUGUUUCCUGCACGCCGAAACACACCUCGAUCCUAAUGACGUCUACACGAAGAAGAGAGAGGUGCAGGACGCCUUUUGGUAUGAGAUAGAAGCUAUACUACACAAACACUUCCCACAGUACUCGAGGAUCGAAAGUUUCGAUCUAACGGUUAGGAAAAGAGAUCCUGAGUUUCCUGCCAUCGUGAGAGGUUACCGAGACGAAUAUGAACAGCCCUCGAGUACAGCUCACAGUGAUUAUUCCCAAACCGGUGGAUUUCUCACUCUCCAGCACUGCUUCCCUGGCCAGGAUGACUACUGGAAAAAUAAAGAGUUCGACAUGCUCAAUGUAUGGCGACCUCUGAAACCCACCGACGACUGGCCUCUUGCACUCUGCGAUUAUACCACGAUCGACACGGAGGAGGAUAUACGUCUCAACGAUGCGAUAAGACGGGAUCUGAUCGGCGAAGGCCUUCUAUUACACUAUAACGAUGCUCAUAAAUGGUACUAUUUCAAGAAUCAAGGCGUCAACGACCUGAUUGUGUUUCGAAACUCGGAUUCACACGGGAAACGAGCGCACAUUCGGAACGACACCAAGCUUAUACGUGAAGAGUUUUUUGAAGAGCUUGGAAGGGAUCUUUCGUGGCUCAGCCCAAUCGAUGGCUCGAAACACUAUCUGGAAGUGCUGAGAACUCGACACGUGGGCACGGGAACGUGGUUCAUCAACAAAGAAGAGGUUCAGACAUGGCGGAACAACAAGAUGCAGCUUUUAUACUGUCCUGGCAUCCCUGGAGCGGGGAAAACAGUAUUAAGCUCCGUCGUCAUCGAAUGGCUCACAGGAUCAUUUGCAGAUGAGGAUGACAUUGCCAUCACGUAUAUCUUCUUCGACUUCAGACGGCAAUUAAGUGUGUUUGAGAUCUUAGCUGCGAUUUUCCGGCAGCUUUGGCAAGGGGCACCUAAGAAAUCAAAGUAUUGGUCCCAUAAAAUGCCGCCAAGGGAGGAGUUGAUGAAGCUGGAGUGGAUUCAGAAGGAAUUUGAGGCUCGUGUGUCGGAAUUCACGAAAACGUUUAUAAUUCUCGAUGCUUUAGAUGAAUGCUCCGUUACUGGUGGUACUAUGCGACAAUCAUUGGAUUUUCUGUUCAGUCUUCAACGGAAAGCAAACGUCAACAUUCUGGCUACUUCACGGUUCAACGAAGAAACUGCAAACUUGUUUACAAAAACAGGGGUCCUUCUGGAGAUUCAAGCCAGUGAGGAUGACAUUCGAGCCUAUAUUGACCACCGAGCGGCAUACUUCUCGCCUUUUGUGGCUAAAAAGCGCGGCUUGUUGACAUACAUCCAGGAUGAGAUCGUUAAGUCUUCGGGAGGAAUGUUUUUACUUGCCAAAUUGUAUCUCAAUCUGGUACAAGAUGAGAUUAAUGAGAAGCGGAUUCGGAAAGUGAUAGAGCGAUUUCAAAACGGCUCUGCAGCUUACGAUAAAGCUUAUGAUGAGACAAUGAAGAGAAUUGAGCAGCAAGGACAAUAUGCUCAAGAAACUGCCAAAACCAUCUUUGGAUGGGUAUUGCUGUCAACAUGGCCGCUUUCCCUCCCUGAAAUUCAACAUGCUCUUGCUGUUGAAAUCGGCGAAUCCGAAUUCGACGAGACAAACAUAAUCGACAUCGAAGAACUGAUCUCCAUUUGCAUUGGCUUGGUCACGAUCGAUGCGCAGUCCAACUCACUCAAGUUUGUUCAUUACACUACCGCAGAGUACUUUGCGCGAAAUUUAACCCAAUGGUUCCCCGACAUUCAUCGUAUUAUGACAAGCGCUUGCCUUGCAUACAUGUCCCUGGAUGUUUUUGACGAAGGACCUUGUGGGACUGAAGAAUACUUGAAUGAUAGGCUCGACAAAUAUCCGUUCUACAAGUACUCGGCUCAAAAUUGGGGUCAUCAUUACAAAAAGCAUGCUGGGGAAGAAUCCAUGACGAUGGAGUUUUUGGGUGCCGAGAGCAAAAUUCAUGCAAGCUCCCAAGUUAUAUUCGGGUACUCCUUUGACCGAACCACCUCUGUGUACAAGGUCGAACGGAACGCUAGAGGUGUCUCAAAAACGCUACUUACCGCCAUUAAAAUCAAGGAACCACUGCAAGGAGCCCAUCUUGCAGCUUUCUUCGGUCUGACGAAUCCCUUGGAAUCUAUGCUAAACUCGAAUAUGAUCAAAGUUGACAUCGAAGAUCAUGUCGGGCGCACGCCCUUGUCCUGGGCUGUUGCAUACGGACACGAAGAACUUUUCAAUAUGCUUCUCCAGAAUGGUGCUAAUCCGGAUAGCAUGAACCAAUUGGGGUUCACCCCUUUGUUCUACGCAGCUGUCAGCGGCAGAGUGGAGAUGAUGCAAAGACUUAUUGAGGGAGGCGCCCAAGUCGAUACAGUUGACCAAAAUGGCAGAACACCACUUUUCCAUGCUGCCGCUGGUGACUCAUUGCACUUGAUGCCUUUUGCCUUUGAAGGUGACUGCUUAGCCUCUGUCGAACUCUUACUUGCCCAUGGGGCAUCUGCCACUCAAGUCGACAGGUUUGGCCAAACUCCACUUUUUGUUGCAGCAAGCAAUGGACGAGAGUCUGUGGUGAAGCUUCUGAUUGAAAGAAAUGCACAUCUCUACUAUGCUACAUCCCCCACUUCAGGCGAAUCAGACCCUUUGGCAUACGCUGCCAUGAACGGCCACUCCACAACGGCACGGUUGCUUUUCAAUGCAGGAGCCUACUCAGUAUCUGUUCAUGGAGGAACAGGUGCAGCAUCAUACGUGACACUGGCCAAUCUCUUGAAAGCUGGAUCAGAAGGACGCUAUGAUGUUUUCAAAUAUUUGAAAGAAGAAGGAGCUGACCCCAACAUCCGUGAUCCACAUCAACGCCUACCUUUACACUUGGCAGCACUGAAUGGUGACGAAAAUCUUCUCGGAUGUCUCAUAGCGAAUGGUGCAGAUGUCAACGCUAAAGACGCAUUUGGUCGAACACCGAUUUUCUACGCUAUCUUCGGAGACAGCGAAUCUACAGCUUUGCUAUUGCUUGAUUACCCGGGCACGGAUUUCCAAGCAACGGACGUGCCGAGAACAGUGUGGGGACCUCCAUUAAGUUCCUUUAAAGCAUUCGUUGAGUUCUUCGAAACAAAGCUGGGGGCAAAUCUUGAUGCUCAUAUCUUUUGGGGUGCCCUAGCAUGCCUUUUACAGCUUGUCGACAGCUAUCCAAUUGGAUUAGUUGAAGUUCCUCAUCUUGUAAGAUCAUUGGCCCUUAAGGCCAAUAUUUUUAACGACAAGUGCAAUGAUCCCCAGCUUGUUGGCUACCCAGUUAGGGAAACAUGCUUCAAUAUGCAAACAUUGUUCGUCGGUUUCUUCACAGAUUUGAUCAAGUAUAUCUAUACAACUGACGACAAUCUACAACAACCUAUCCGUUCAGAACAUGGCGAGGAUAGCAGAGACUCAUCCAAAUCCAUCAAUCAUUACUAUGAAAUGACCAACAGGGAUAUCGAACAAGCCAUGGCGUGGAUCGAGAAUACGAGUCGAGCCAACCUACCAAUACGCAUCCAGAUUCCGUCAUCCACGAAUGCUAAUGAAGCAGCCUCCACUAGACGCUGCCAGAUGUUACCUCCCACACGCACGGCACGACAUUUUGACAGAGACUCUUAUUUUAAGGAACUCGAUGAGAUUCUGCUUCCAUCGGUCGAGGAAGAGCGGUUAAUAUGCGUGGUUCUUCAUGGUACGGAAGGGAUGGGGAAGAGUGCAAUCGCUUCGACUUACAUCGAAAAAAGGUACAGACAGAACGUCUACGAUGUCGUUUUGUGGAUCUGCGGAGAGAGUCGCACAUCUUUGCGACAGAGCUUCACUGAUCUGGCUAUGGGACUGAGACUCUCAGGAGCAAACCACCAGACUCCCGACGAGAAUUUCAGUCUUCUUCAAGAGUGGUUUCGGACGACAGGCAAGUACUAUUCUUAUUCUAUUCCGCAAGAACUCUUCGAAAAGGGCGUCAAUCGUGAGUCUGCGGAUGGUCUUGAGUUUUGCCUAAACAAACUCAAUUUUCUGCGCGUUGUGACCAAUUUGAUGAGGCCAUAUCUGGUCAAAAAGAAUGAGAAAACACGGGUGCUAUCUAUCCAUAGGGUGAUCCAGACGCAAUUCAAAAGCUCCUUGAGUAAAAAGCAGCGACAACAUAACUUCGAUCGAGCGGUUGAUCUCCUUUCUAAUGUCCUUCCAAAGCAAGACACUCAGAGAGGUCAUUUAUAUGGAGAUUGGGAAAUCUACAAUCAUUAUCUGCAGCACGUUUCCUAUUUGAAAGACUGCUUCGUGGAGGAAAUUAGAGGUUCCAAACCCCUUAAAGCUACGGUAAAAUUUUGCGAACUUCUCAUACAGUGCCAACGAUAUCUCUAUGAGGUUAACGCAUUGCUCGACCUUAAGAGCUUUUGCGAUGUCAGCUUGAGUGCUGUGAGUACCCUGGAAAACGGGCCGGGAAAGGAGGGCUUGGAAGCCGAUAUUAUGUCUUACCAAGCCAACCGAGCGGAAAGCCUGGGUAACGCUGAGGAAGCCAUCAAUUUAAAUGAGAAAAUCUACGUUAUUCGCCAAAAUAUUGGAAAGGAAUUACUUGGUCAUGUGACCAAUAAUAUCGGAUACUGUUACAACAGUACCAAUAAGCACCAGGAAGCUCAAAAAUGGUUGGAAGAAUCGUAUAACUGGUGGACAGUCAAUGAGAAACCAAUUCCCUCUUUUUUACACACAAACAGGGCUAGAUGUAUGGUCUACCUUGGCGACGAUGUUAAGGCAAGAGACUUGCUUGAUACGGCAAUCAAGCAGCUAGAGAAAGAAGAGAAGAAGGACUGGGCUAUGCUUGCCUACGCAUAUUUUGUCCAGGGAACAUUGGAACAACGGCAAAAACACUCUAUAUCUGCCGAAAACUCCUUUCGAAAAGCCGCAAGUUCCUGGAUGAAGAAUGAUAAACGCCUUCAUCCCUUCUAUGGCGGCUGCUCAAAUUUUACAAAAACCAUCCACAGCGACACAUACCCAUUCAUCAAUUCGCGAAUAGAUUCACUCGGUCAUGACGGUCGCGCCGUCUUUAUCACAGGCGGUAACCGCGGUAUUGGGAAAGCCAUUGCCACGUCCUUUGCAAGAGCAGGGGCCUCAUUUAUCGGCCUCGGAUGCCCAGAAAGUUUUGACGCAAAUGUGAAAUCCGAGAUUGAGAGUGCAGCAAAGGAAGCUGGAAGGUCAACCUCUCCAUUUGUGCUUUGUCUAGAGUUGGAUGUAACCAGUAGCAAAUCAGUGGCUGAAGCCGCCGCUCAAGUCCAAAAGGCUUCUCCAAGGGGGCUGGACGUACUAGUGAAUAAUGCUGGAUUCAUGACACCAGCGCGUCCGGUCGUUGAGGCGGACGAGGACGUUUGGUGGAAGACUUUUGAGGUUAAUUUAAAGGGCGUCUUUCUUAUGACCAAGUUUUUCACGCCGCUGUUGACGGCGACAGUGGAUGGGUUGAAAACUAUGGUGAAUAUCAAUUCGGUCGCAGCUCAUAAUCUGCGUCCGGAAGCAAGUGCGUACGGGACUUCGAAGUGGGCGGUUUUGAAAUUUACGGAGUUUAUGCUGGUAGAGCAGGCCAAGGAUGGGCUUUUGGCGUUUUCUGUGCUUCCUGGUGGAGUCAUGACCCAGCUGGCUGAAGCAAUGCCUAAAGAAACACAUGCUGGGUUUACGGACAAGCCUGAACUGGCUGGAGAUACGGUCGUUUUUCUGACUCAGGAGAGGCGCGAGUGGCUUGCUGGAAGGUACCUCAGUUGCACGUGGGACAUGGAAGAGCUACUUGCCAGAAAAGACGAGAUUAUACAAGGUGACAAGCUGAAGGUCCGGCUUGUUUUGUAA